Molecule: messenger RNA, 1202 nt
Organism: Nematostella vectensis (starlet sea anemone)
Lineage: Eukaryota; Metazoa; Cnidaria; Anthozoa; Actiniaria; Edwardsiidae
Product: alpha-crystallin B chain
Exons: 1
Coding region: 238-810 (190 amino acids)
Source: RefSeq, a predicted model, not a curated record
CUUGUUGACAAAUUUCAUCAUGUUUUCUCGUUCUCUCUCGAUCUUUCGAUAGUUUACCUACUUUUUGCCGAGUCAUCGCACGCAAGGAGUUAUUUUAAACACUUCUAGAAUUUUCUGGACAAUGUCUGUACCGGGUAUAAAUAUGAGCGGACUACCGAGAGGAGAAAAAGCAAAACUUCUACAAGAGGUACAGCGAGACAGAGGUGAAAAGCAGCGAAGCGCCAUUUUGCGCACAUCAUGUCACAAGCAGGCAUGGAUGCGGAUAAAUUCCAAAUCGCUACUCUAGACGUCAGAGAAUUUAAACCGGAGGAAAUCACUUGCAAAGUGGAAAAUGGGAAGAUCAAAGUCUCCGGCUUACAGCGACAUGAGAGCGAAGAGGGAUUUGAUUCCAAGGAAUUCCGUCGAUGCUACAAUCUUCCCGAGGGAGUUGACGAGUCUUCCAUCUCCACACGGAUUGCAGAGGAUGGCAUGUUGCAUGUUGAAGCCCUAAAGAAGUCACCUCCUGCCACUACAGAGAACAAAGCACCGGCCACUAAAGACGAUACCAAGUUUACGCUUGCACUAGAUGUGAGUGACUUUAAGCCAGAGGAAGUGGACGUCAAGGUGUACGGGCACGAGCUAUCAGUAAGGGCCAGACAGGAGUGUGAGGAGCAUGGAUUCUUUACUGCACGUCAGUUCAACAGGCACUUUGUGUUGCCGCGGGAGGUAGACAUGGACACCCUUGUGCCACGCCUUGCGAAAGAUGGGGUGUUGUACAUUGAAGCAGAUAAGAGACCUCUGAGACAGCUUGACAUUGUCAUGGAGAAGUGAGAUGUUUAGCAUUAUCGACAGAACAAGUGUUAUGCAUCAACAGCAGACAGGAAUGGACUAUAGUGGAUAAAUAGACUUGGUGAAUGAUUGUUAACUUGGCAUUGUCGGUGCAAAAAAGUUAUGCUUUGUCUACAUAUGUAAAGGAUUUUAUCAGUCAGUGGUAAUAAGAAGUCUCUUUAGCAGGGCUAGUGAAAGUGCUCUACUGUUUUGUGAACAAUAGAUUAUGUAACCUCUUCUUGUCUUUGCUGUAUAAAUUGUAGCUUGCCCAAAGUUAAAGUUUGUUUGUUAGUUUUUUUGGUAUGAAAUGACCUAGAAAGAGUAAAUCUAUUGCAGAGUGUCCACAAAUAGAAAAAUGUAAAUCUGUAAAUGUUAAUAAAUCAAACUAGUUUGAA